GGAUUGUGCUCAGCUUUCUUGCUUGCUUGACUGCAGACGGCCUGUGCUUUUGAGUUUUCUGGUGUAAGGGCAGUUUCAGGGCAUUACUCACAACAGGCGUCUCCCUUUAGUUCUGCCAAUCCAGGCUAGUGGAAGUCUACUGAUGCAAAAGCAGCUGCGCCCGCACUGCAGUGUGAUGCUCAAGAGGCAAACUGAUCAGUUUCAGCUUGUUGGCGGGUUCCUACAGUGACACUAGGCGUCCCAUUGCGGGGUUAUCGAUUCUUUUCUGUCUUUCCUGACAGGACAGUUGUCGCAGCACGAGGAAGGAAGACGUGGGUGACCAAGAGACGGGCAGAGAGCGUAACAAGUUGAGCGAAAUAGCAGAAUUUGGCCUGCAACAAGCAUAAGAAACACGUGAGACGCUAUUCAAGUCUGAUCGACCCCCAGAAUUCCAUCAAGGCUCAGCCCACAGCUUAAGGUCCCUUGAAUCUUUCAACGUGCUUGAAAGGUGGGAGCGACUCGUAAACCAGAACUAAAAAGCUUUCAAAGCCCUUCCAAGGUGUCUUUGAAGGCUUCAAAGCCUUGAAGGCCUUCCAAAUUCGUCAGUUUAUCUCCCUUGCUAGCAACGAUGCCGCGAGACCCUGAAGCUGGGGAAGCCAUGGUGGUUGGCGCACACAAGAUGGUUCCCAUGGACGGGGACGUCGGUCUAGACGGAGAGAAGUUUGAGAAGGAGGACACGAUGCCGGAGAUGCGCUACGGAAUCAACGACACCCCCCCCUGGUAUGAAUCCAUUGCGCUGGGUAUACAACAUUACCUGACUAUGCUCGGCGCAACGGUUUUGAUACCCAAUCUACUAGUUCCAGCCAUGGGAGGCGAUAAGGAUGACCUGGCCAAGUCGAUCCAAACCAUCUUCUUUGUGUCCGGGAUCAAUACCCUUCUCCAAACCACUUUCGGGACCCGCCUCCCCACGGUGAUUGGUGGGAGCUUCUCCUUCCUGACGCCAGUCAUCGUCAUCGCUGGCAACUUUCAGGACGUGGAAGUAGACCGCUUCAAGGUGACGAUGCGCGCGGUGCAAGGGGCCAUCAUAACGGCGUCGGGCUUACAUAUCAUACUCGGGUUCUCCGGGCUCAUGGGGCCUUUCUGCAGAUUCAUCAGCCCCAUCACGAUCGCUCCGACCAUCGCAAUGAUUGGGCUCGCCCUGUACACCGCCGGGUUUCCCGCCGUCGGCAGCUGCGUCGAGGUUGGGCUCGUGCAGAUCGUGACAGUUAUCCUGUUCUCCCAAUACCUCAAAAACGUGCAGAUAUUCGGAUACCGCUUCUUCCAGCUCUUUCCGGUGCUUCUGGGCCUAACGAUCACGUGGGUGUACGCUGUCGUGCUGACCGAAGCCGGAGUCUAUGACAACGUUCCGGACGCCACGAAACUGAACUGCCGGACGGACCAGUCGGACAUCCUCUCGACGGCUCCCUGGUUCCGCUUUCCGUACCCCUUCCAGUGGGGCUGGCCCACGUUUGACACUGGCUACACGUUUGCUGUGGUGGCGGGGGCGCUGGCAGCGCUCAUCGAGUCCACCGGAGACUUUUACGCCUGCGCCAGGAUUUCUGGUGCGACGCCCCCGCCCCCAGGAGUCAUCUCGCGAGGCAUCGGCUGGGAGGGCAUCGGCAUUCUAUUCGACGGCAUAUGGGGCACCGGCAACGGAUCCACGACUUACGCCGAGAACAUUGGUGCCAUUGGGAUCACACGUGUCGGCAGCCGGAGGGUGGUCCAAGUGGGCGCGUGCUUCAUGAUCGUCUUUGGAAUCAUCGGCAAGUUCGGCGCCCUCUUCGCGUCCAUUCCGGGGCCGAUCGUGGGCGGACUCUUUUGCGUCAUGUUCGGAAUCAUCACAGCCGUGGGGCUCUCGAACUUGCAGUUUGCCAACAUGAACAACCCGCGCAACCUGUUCAUCGUUGGCUUCGCUCUCUACAUGGGCCUUUCGGUUCCCGCAUUCUUCACCCAGUUUGCAGCCGGGAACGACGAGGGCAGGUACCCGGUUAACACCGGUAGCACGACGUUCAACCGCAUUAUGAACACCAUCUUCACGACCAACAUGGCGGUCUCCAUGAUUUCGGCCUUCGUUCUGGACAACACGAUUCCGGCUUCGCGACGGGACCGCGGCAUGCACGUGUGGGACAAGUUCCGUGACUCCAAAUCGGACCCGCGGACGGAAGAAUUCUAUGCGCUCCCGUGGGGCUUGGGCCGCUUUUUCAAAUGGGCUUGGUGGGUCGGUGUGUAAAGGCAUAAGCUAUGAAAUGGGCUUGGUGGGUCGAUGGGUAAAAGCAUCAGCUAUCAAAUGGGCUUGGUGGGUUGGUGUGUAAGAGUAUAAGUUAUUAGAUGGGUUUGGUGGGUUGGUUGGUGAAAGCAUGACGCAGUUCUGUCGCAUCCGGUCGCCGGCUUCAGCAGAAGUUCGGCACCUGGAGCAACGACUAUGGGAUCAUGCCAGGCCGCUUACUGUGCUCUACUAGUGCUGGUAUGCAGGAAUAAGGUCUUUAUCGUUUGUACGAAGUAGACGCUGCGAUAUGUGGUCGGAAGUUAUAAAGUCGCUCUUAUGUAUGUUCAUGUCGUGUAGACCUCUUGGAAUAACGUAUCUUUAUUAGGUGAAAGGAGAACACUGUAUAUAUUAUUCUGUUGUUGGUGACCUUGAUCAGGUCACACAGGACGAUGACAAAAAAUAGCAGCUCUGGUAUCAUGUUGCCGCGUACGCUAAGGAGAAUCCAGGAGCAGAAACCAGCCAGUAUGAGUCACGUAUGUAGGUACUUGGGAUGGUAAGCUCUAGAGCCUGGCUGUCGGACACCAAUACGCACAGAGUAUCAGUGACGGUGCAUUGAGGACAACAAUCAUAUUAUAUACUUCGAGCCGAAAGGAUCCGAUUAGACUCGAGCUUCCGAGAUCACAGAGAACGAUCGCGAACAUUUUGGGAUCCAUAAGCUCCAUCUUGCUCUAGGGCGGCGCCCCGGGCGGC
Messenger RNA from Klebsormidium nitens, 2974 nucleotides. Lineage: Eukaryota; Viridiplantae; Streptophyta; Klebsormidiophyceae; Klebsormidiales; Klebsormidiaceae. The record is from the annotation of a GenBank genome assembly.